AUGCCGUCUCUUGAAGACUCCACCCCUACCGAAGCACGCCUCCUCCUCGUCUCAAAUCGCCUGCCCAUCACCAUCAAGCGCUCGGAGGAUGGCAAAUAUGACUUUUCCAUGUCCUCCGGUGGCCUGGUCAGCGGUCUGAGUGGCCUGUCCAAAUCAACGACCUUCCAGUGGUACGGCUGGCCUGGUUUGGAGGUGCCCGAGGCGGAGAUCCCGGUGGUCACGCAGCGCCUCAAGGACGAAUACGGUGCUGUGCCAGUGUUUAUCGAUGAUGAGCUGGCCGAUCGACACUACAAUGGAUUUUCCAACUCGAUCCUCUGGCCCCUCUUUCAUUACCACCCCGGUGAAAUCACCUUCGACGAGUCCGCCUGGGAGGCAUACAAGGAGGCCAAUCGGUUGUUCGCGCAGGCAAUCGCCAAGGACGUCCAGGAUGGAGAUCUCAUCUGGGUGCAUGACUAUCACUUGAUGCUGCUUCCCGAAAUGCUGCGCGAAGAAAUCGGCUCUAGCAAGCAGAAUGUCAAGAUUGGGUUCUUUUUGCACACCCCAUUCCCCAGCAGUGAGAUCUAUCGCAUCCUGCCUGUGCGCAAUGAGCUGCUCCUAGGUGUCUUGCACUGUGACCUCAUUGGGUUCCACACCUACGAUUACACCCGGCAUUUCUUGAGCAGUUGUUCGCGAUUACUGGAACUUGCCACGACUCCCAACGGCAUUGAAUUCCAGGGCAAGAUUAUUACCUGCGGCGCCUUCCCCAUCGGCAUUGACCCGGAGAAGUUCAAAGAGGGCCUGAAAAAGGAGAAGGUGCAGAAACGAAUUGCCAUGCUGGAACAAAAGUUUCAAGGCGUCAAGCUGAUGGUCGGUGUCGACCGGCUCGACUACAUCAAGGGCGUGCCUCAGAAGCUGCAUGCGCUCGAGGUUUUUCUCAGUGAUCAUCCCGAAUGGGUUGGCAAGGUCGUGCUUGUGCAGGUCGCUGUACCUAGUCGCCAGGAUGUGGAGGAGUACCAGAAUCUGAGAGCGGUGGUGAACGAACUCGUGGGUCGGAUUAACGGCAAGUUUGGGACUAUCGAGUUCAUGCCCAUUCACUUCCUGCAUAAAUCUGUCAACUUUGACGAGCUCAUUGCGCUCUACGCCGUGUCGGAUGCUUGCAUCGUCUCGUCCACCCGAGACGGCAUGAACCUGGUGGCGUACGAGUACAUUGCGACGCAACAGAAGCGCCACGGCGUGCUGGUGCUCUCGGAAUUCGCCGGCGCAGCACAGUCCCUCAACGGCAGCAUGAUCGUGAAUCCGUGGAACACGGAGGAGCUGGCGGGUGCGUACCAAGAAGCCGUCACGAUGAGCGACGAGCAACGAGCGCUGAAUUUCAGCAAACUGGACCGAUAUGUGUCUAAGUAUACCAGUGCAUUCUGGGGCCAGUCCUUCGUCGCCGAACUCAGUCGGAUAUCCGGCCAGGCGGCAGAUAAGUUCCAGUCGAAGAAAGUGGCAGCCAACGAUUCCACAGAUGGUGACGCCACUGCCAACAAGCAAGAGGCGUAG
Messenger RNA from Penicillium riverlandense, 1524 nucleotides. RefSeq names its product glycosyltransferase family 20 protein. The transcript is spliced from 5 exons. Gene Ontology annotation, biological process: trehalose biosynthetic process; cellular response to heat. Gene Ontology annotation, cellular component: cytosol; alpha,alpha-trehalose-phosphate synthase complex (UDP-forming). Gene Ontology annotation, molecular function: alpha,alpha-trehalose-phosphate synthase (UDP-forming) activity. Lineage: Eukaryota; Fungi; Ascomycota; Eurotiomycetes; Eurotiales; Aspergillaceae. The coding region runs from base 1 to 1524 and encodes 507 amino acids. The record is from RefSeq and is a predicted model, not a curated record.